AACAACACGCGUUUUCUUCUCCGUCUCCGUCAUUGUGCCUUCGCGGCAGUUUCCGUUCCCGACCAUUCGCGAUUUAUUAAAAUUUCCCCCCAAGUUUCCAUUUCCCUCUAUCUGUAAAUAUCUAGUCUUAGAACCUCUAUUUUCUCUCAGUUUCUCCCCCUUCAAUGGACGAUCUGGAAUUCUCCGAAGAUGGCAUAAUAGGACACAUAGAUUGGAUGAACUUCUUUGAUGAACUCCCGGCUGCCUUGGAGAUGGAACCCCCAAUCGUCCUGGGUGAGUCACCGUCGGCUGAAACCUUGUCUAACCUUUCUCCUGAUUCGAUUUCUUUGUGGAUCAACGAGAUCGAGAACGUCCUUAUGCAAGACGAUGAGGAUAAGGGGUUUUCCCUUCCUAGUGACGACUGCUGCGAUACUUUUUUGGCUGACGUACUUGUAGACUCCCAUGCGGGAGCCUCUGGGGCCGACGCUAUCGUCGACGUCGAUUCCAAUGCUUCCGAUUGCGGUAACGACUUUAACAAUUAUAAAAAAGACGAUGAGGAUAAGGUUUCUUCCAUUCCUACUGGCGAUUACUGCGGUAGUUUGACGGCUGAAGAACUUGUUGAUUCUCAUGGAAGGUCCUCUGGGGUUGAUGCUGCAAUCGACGUCGAUUCCAAUGCUUCAGAUUGCGGCGACAACUUAAACAAUUCCCAGAAGGAAAAGGUCGAUGCAGCGAGCACCGACGACAAUGUAGAUGAAGAUGCCGAUGAUUCUAUUUCCAAAAAACGAAGAAGGCAGCUGAGAAAUAGGGACGCCGCAGUGAGAUCAAGAGAGAGGAAAAAGAUGUACGUAAGGGAUCUAGAGAUGAAGAGUAAAUUUCUUGAAGGUGAAUGCCGGAGAUUGGGGCGUUUGCUUCAGUGUUACUGUGCUGAGAAUCAAGCCUUACGCUUUAGUCUAGAGAUGCGAUGCGCUUCUGGUGCUUCACUGACCAAGCAGGAGUCUGCUGUGCUCUUGUUGGAAUCCCUGCUGUUGGGUUCCCUGCUUUGGCUAAUGGGCACCGUUUGCCUGUUCACUCUGCCUCGACCCCCACAAUCAACUCUGGAACCACCUGUUCCACGAGUAAGAGUGGUGGAGGAAGGUCCAGGAAGCGCCCCGCUCAACGGGGGAGGAAAUGACGACUCCAGAUACUCAUACGCGUCGUUACAAACCAGGAGAUGCAGAGCGGCGAGAACAAGGAUGAAACCAAGUAUGUUGGAGGUGCGAGCCGCGCCCAGUGUGGGUCUGAUUUUCAUUUGAAGGCUGUAUUACGCGUUAGUCUUAUUAGAAAUGGUAGUGUGGUUUUGAGGGCUGUGCAUGUUGGAUGAACGGUGAGACUGAAUGAAUGAAUAAACUGAACGAACACUAUCCAAUAGUAACAUUACUUGCGAAUGGCUCUUUAGAAAUGGAAAUGGAUUGUCGUGGAGUGCCGUGCCGUCUGUUUUGGGGCUGAGUCUAUGUUAGCCAAAACCAUGGAUUUGGGAAAUACCCACUACAUAUCGCGGAACGUAGAUUCCAUCCCAAUCCUAUUUUAACUUAUAUUUUAUUUAUUCACAUUUGUCUUCUAUGAAUCCGAGUCGUCUGUUUGUUUUUA
Momordica charantia (bitter melon) is the source of this 1605-nucleotide messenger RNA. RefSeq names its product basic region/leucine zipper motif 60 (gene BZIP60). Lineage: Eukaryota; Viridiplantae; Streptophyta; Magnoliopsida; Cucurbitales; Cucurbitaceae. Gene Ontology annotation, biological process: regulation of DNA-templated transcription. The record is from RefSeq and is a predicted model, not a curated record. Gene Ontology annotation, molecular function: DNA-binding transcription factor activity.